This is a messenger RNA of Dicrocoelium dendriticum, 690 nucleotides long. Lineage: Eukaryota; Metazoa; Platyhelminthes; Trematoda; Plagiorchiida; Dicrocoeliidae. The record is from the annotation of a GenBank genome assembly.
AUGAAAAAUAGAAUUUUUAUAUCAUGGGUUAGUCCGAAAGAUAUUGAUUGCAUUUUAGCGGGACCUCAAAGUGAGUGCUUCUGUCAACACCGUCUCAUUCAGCACAAGACCGAUUACGAAGUGUUGCCGACGGUCCGCCCAAUUCCAGUACCCUGCAGGCAUUGCAGUUGUUCCAGCUUCCAUGUAAUGCCCAAAUUUGGAAGUCAGAUUGCAAGGUGUCACUGCAAACAUCUCGCAACGGAACACAAAGUGCAAUCUCCCUACAAGUGUACGAAAGCCAACUGCCAGUGUUCAGGUUUCAAGACAAGCAUGAAUUGCUUAUGCGGCAUUGAAGCUUACAAACAUAACAUGGUGAUGGAGACAGCAGAAGAGCGUGCAGCCAGGGGCCGGCCGAUUGGUAAACCCUGUCCGUAUCAGGCUAUGGGAGGUCUCACUGGGUUUUCAUCUUUAACGCCCGGUGUGAUGCGAAUGGAUGGAACUGGAUCCGGUGGGACUUUGACCGAACAGGCCCUCACUGAGCCCCUAACGUCACAUGAUAGUUCGAAUUUGAGGAAUCGUUUUGGUGCCAUCACCAAUGAGUCUGGCGGUGAGUUUUCGAGGAUUGUUACUGUCAACGAGGAUCCUGAUGCAAACGCUGGUCGUUUCCUCCGCGGGACGAGGUUCGCCUAUUCGUGGGACGCGGUCGUUUUG